AUGGACGAGCUCGGCUCGGCCUUGCAAACCUGGGAGGAGAUGGUGAGCCGUUACAACAAGAAGUCGUUGAAGCUUGGCGAACCGGCCAUUGCUGACGACUUCCUGUGCUCAGCGUUGGAAGCCCUAGUGCCAGACGAUUUGGAGAAGCACCUGCAACUGAACGCAUCACGCCUCAAGAAGUACAACGACAUGAGGCAAGAGGUGAUGACGUACUACGAAACACGCACGGGCAAGCUGGUCAAGGUGACGCUGAGGGACCGCAUGCCGCAGCACGGACAGCAGAAGUUCGAGGGCUACUGCGACAACUGCGGCAAGUACGGCCACAAGAAGAAGGGAGGAUUGGAUAUGGGUGCCAUCGAGAUCGCUGCCGUGAGCACGACCGACGGUUCCGAGUAUGUCCGUUUCAACCUGGACAGCGGGGCUGCAGCGACGGCCUACCCUAGGGAGUGGUUCGCGGGUAGCUCCGCACCGAUUCCCUCUCCAAAUCACUCUGGAUACAUAACGGCGUCCGGAGAGCGCAUCCAGGACUACGGAGGCGUUCGUCUGCACUGCAAGGACGAGAACGAUGCCCGAAGGUGCAUCACUGGUAGGAGGAGCGACGUGCGCAAGAUAUUGGCAUCAGCGUCCCAAGUGUGCGAGAAGGGACGCCAGCUGAUAUGGUUAAGCGCAGACGGGGGGUACGUGAUCCCCAAGGACGGCCGCAUCGGGAAGAUGCUGCAGAAGGAGCUCGAUCGCCUGGUGAGGCGUUUCGGCGACGACUCGCUCCUGCCAGUGUACCGAGAGAGGGGCGUCUACAACUUCUACAUGAAGGUGGAGCGCGCGGAAGACAUCGCGCCGCUUGGCCUGUCGCCGGUGGAUGAGCACUACGGUAUGGGACAUGCUCAGUUCAGGUAUUGGUGCCGCCACUGCCAGGCAGCACGGGGCAUCGGCGAACAGCACCGAGCCCGACAGGAGGACCCGGAAACAGCUGAUCCUGUUGUGUGCUCUGACUACGGCUACCUGGCCGACGACGGCAGUGAGGACACAGCGUUGCCGAUGCUGGUGAUAAGGGAUCGCCGUACCAAGGGGUAUGCGGCGACGGCAGUGCCCCAGAAGGGAGUGCACCCGUACCCUGUGAAGUUCUUCGCGGGCUACUUGAAGGAGCUCGGUUGGAAGAGGUACGUGAGCCGGUCAGACGGCGAACGCAGCCUUGUAGCCUUGAAGCAGGCUGUGGCUGACCAGAUGCAGGCAGUAGAGACUGUCAUGCAGGAGUCUCCUGUAGGAGACCACGCAGCGAACGGUGAGGCUGAGAACGCGGUCAAGGAGGUGAAACGCAUUGUGCGUGCGCAGAAGGAGACGUUCGAGGAGAGGCGUGCCACCCAUGCCGCCGGCGGCAGCACAGGCGCCGCCACCGCCCGGCGACGAGCGGCCUCGCGGAAGGUGCAGCGGAAGCGGGUGGCUCCGCUCCGGCUGCGUCGUCAGGGUCUGGAGGCCCGGCUCCAGCGACAGGGGCCAGUGCUGCGUCUGCGGAGGUACCAGGCGCCGCGGCUGCGGGAGGUUGACCUCUCGGCGGAGGAGCUGGAGGAUAUCACCCAUCUAGGCUUGCAGCUGGGAGCUGUGGAUGUCCGUGAAGAGUGCCCGCCUCCGUGCCCUGUUGCGCUUUCGUGCCACUUGGGCCUGAGACCUGGGGUGAGCGCAGACAUGCAGGCAGAGAGACCGAAUGGGGGGCACUGGGACUUCAGGAAGGAGGAGGACAGGAAGGAGUGGUACGACACGCUGGAGCGCGAGGAUCCGUACAUCCUCAUCGGAUCACCUCCUUCCACGGCGCUUGCAGAGCUGCAGGGUGCAUCCCGGCUCAGGCGGGACCCGGAAAAGGCCCUUCAAGAGCAAGAUCUUGCAGAACGUCAUCUUGAGGUGGCUUGUGAGAGCUACCGGAGGCAGAUGGCUCGGGGCAGGUACUUCGUGCACGAGCACCCCCACGAAGACAGCAGCUGGGACUCGACUGUCGUCCAGGAGCUGCUGGGGCAGAACGCCGUGGAAAGGGUCAGAGGAGCCGUGUGCAAGUGGAGCGCAAAGCCUGCGGGCCAAGGAGAGCCCCCUUCAGGCGUGCAAGGGUUCAUCCGGAGGCGAGCCGGAUUCAUGACCAACAUGCCCGAGCUUGCGCUGGAGCUCAAAAAGGGGUGCUCUGACGACGCGGGGCCAGAGCAGCACCGGCAUGUGCCACUGACAGGCGGCUUGGCCCGCAGGGCACAAGUGCAUCCUCCGAUGCUGGCGCGAUGUGUCCUACGAGCAGUAAAAGAGUCCAUGAAGAAAGAUGGAUCCCUCUCUGGCCUGGCGGAGCGGGACUACACAGCGGUGCUCAAGCAGGAUGGCCACGAGGCAGGCAGGGCGAACCCGGCCCUCUUCUAUAGGAAGGUCGACGACUGUCGGUCCUUAGUGCAUGGUGAUGACUUCUGCGCCAUGGGCGACGACGACGCCUUGGACCAGAUCGAGCACACCUUGCGGAAGAAGUAUGACUUGAAGGUGACUGGAAGCUUCGAGCUCGGCUCAGGAGAGGAGCAGGAGGUCGUUUUCUUGAACAGGAUUCUACGAGUGACCGGAAGCCCCGGAGAGGAACGUUUCGAGGUCGAAGCUGAUCCACGGCACGCAGAGAUGAUAGUUCGAGACAUGGGCCUCGAAAAGGAAUCCGCUAAGACACUAGAUGUUCCUGGGCUGAAGAAGGAGGAGGCCGAAACGGAGGAGCGGUUAGCCUCGCCCCCGCUUGUCGGCGACGACAUCCGGUUGUACCGCAGUGUGACCAUGCGAGCAUCAUACUUAGCACCAGAUCGGGCUGACAUUGGAGAUGCAGUAAAGAAUCUGGCUAAGCACAUGCAGAGCCCGAAGCAGGUCGACAUGGCCAGGCUCAAGAGGCUGGCAAGAUACCUGAAAGGAAGACCCUGGGUGGUGCAGGUUCUCCGCAGGAACAAGCACAUCGACAGGGGUAGUCCUUUGCCCAUCUUGGUCAUGGUGGACAGCGACAACGCUGGCGACAAGAUCAGCCGACGGUCUACUGUCGGGCAGGUCGUUUUCGUCGGCGGCCAGGUGGUGAAGCACGCUUGCAACCUGUUGCAAGUGGUAGGACUUUCCUCCGGAGAGAACGAGUACUACGCCAUCAGCGCCGGCGCCUGCACCGGAUUAGGCAUCCAAGGCUUGUUGGAGGACUGGCAGGUCCCAUCUAAAGUCAAGGUGGUGUCGGACUCUUCCGCGGCGCGCGGCUUUGCUUCGCGCCGGGGCGUUGGGAAGCUCAAGCAUGUUCAGACCCGCUACUUGUGGGUGCAGGAGAGGAUCGUCAUGCAGCACCUGGAGUUGGGCAAGAUCGGUACGGCCGAGAACCGGAGCGACCUAUUGACUAAGCCAUUGGGUCGUAAGGAGAUCGACGUCCACAUGAAGGGUAUCAACCAGGAGUACAGGAGCGGCAGACCGGCGAAAGGGUUGCUCCUGAAAUAG
This is a messenger RNA of Prorocentrum cordatum, 3465 nucleotides long. The record is from the annotation of a GenBank genome assembly. NCBI's taxonomy places the organism in Eukaryota, Dinophyceae, Prorocentrales, Prorocentraceae.